AUGAAUCACUUCCCUGAAGCUUGGGGUCGUCCCAGGGACGAUGUCUAUGGCGCCUACAACAGCACCUACCUCCAGACCUCCGGCCCCAAGGCCCACACAACAUCUCCCGCCGUGACGGGAACAUCAGUGGUGGGCGUCAAGUUUAAUGGCGGUGUUGCUCUCGCGACCGAUAACCUGGCAUCCUACGGAUCUCUAGCCCGGUUCACGGACGUCAAGCGUCUGCGCGUGUUUGGCGGCAAGGCCGUCGUCGGAUUCGGUGGCGACGUGUCCGACAUGCAAUACAUCGACCGACUGCUCGAAUCGAUCGACAUCCGCGAGAACUACUCCAUGCACGGCAACAUGCUAAACGCCAAGAACCUGCACACUUACCUGGCGAAGGUGUUCUAUAAACGACGCUCCGAGUUCAACCCGCUGUGGAACCAUGUCCUCGUCGCGGGCUUCGACGCCGACGACCAGCCGUUCCUCAGCUCCGCAGAUCUGCUGGGCACAACCUUCUCCGCGCCGCAUCUGGCCACCGGGUUCGGUGCCCACCUUGCCGUUCCGAUCCUGCGUCGUAAAUUUCCUGAUGAGAGAGAUAUCGAGACGAUCAGCCGGGAAGAGGCCGUUGCGGCGCUGAAGGAAUGCUUGAAGGUUCUGUUCUACCGUGACGCGCGGAGUCUGGACAAGUACUCGAUAGCGGUGAUCACUAAGGAGGGCAUUGACUUGCGGGAGGACGAGAAGAUUGAGGGCCAGAGCUGGGCGUUUGCCGAGACUAUCAAGGGCUAUGGGGCGCAGACCAAUUAG
Penicillium lagena is the source of this 783-nucleotide messenger RNA. It is a transcript of the gene pre4, whose product is annotated as proteasome core particle subunit beta 7. Bases 1 to 783 code for a protein of 260 amino acids. NCBI's taxonomy places the organism in Eukaryota, Fungi, Ascomycota, Eurotiomycetes, Eurotiales, Aspergillaceae. The record is from RefSeq and is a predicted model, not a curated record. The transcript has 3 exons. Gene Ontology annotation, cellular component: proteasome core complex.